Messenger RNA from Knipowitschia caucasica, 1401 nucleotides. Lineage: Eukaryota; Metazoa; Chordata; Actinopteri; Gobiiformes; Gobiidae. The record is from the annotation of a GenBank genome assembly.
AUGGAUUCUAAACGUGAUGUUGAGCAAGACGCAGGAGAUGCCAAUUCUCCAUGUUCAGAAAGUUCACAGUCUCCUGAACUGGACCGCAACCCAUCCCCACCACCAGCUGAUGAAGAGGAAGGUGAUGAUGUGGACGCCAUUGGUGACACUGUGUACAGCAAGCAUUGGCUUUUCAGCACUCUAACUCGCCUUAUUCAGAUGGUCACGAAACAUGCAGAAGAAUCCUCUGAUGGACCAAUGGAUCUCUCCAAUGACGAUGAGGAAGAUUUGUGCAGGGUCUGGGACAUGGCUAUGGAUAAGGACGUGGCUGGAUUCCUGCAGGAAUUCAAAGCAACAGAUAUUCUACUUGGAGUUAUAGCCAAAUCCCAAUGUCCACGUCUCACAGAAAUUUGUGUGGGAAUCCUUGGGAAUAUUGCUUGUUUUCCUGAAACAUCUUUAGCUCUCAGCCAAAACGACGACCUGGGGGAUGUACUAUUACUCCUUCUUGGUGACACAGACCCACCAACCCUUCUGGAAACAUGCAGGUUACUAUUGACUUGUGUCUCCCAGAAAGACGUUUGUUCCUUGUGGCUUAAACGAUUGAAACAGCAGCCAUCUGUUUGCUCCAACAUUUGCUUCAUCAUCAGCAGUUCUACAAAUGCUGACCUUUUAGAGAAGGUUGGGGAGCUGGUGGACAAAAUGUUUGAUCUUGACGAAGACCUGAUGAGAUCUUGGGUCACCCCUAAAGAUGACCCAGAGGCAGCAGAUGGAGACAGCUGCGUGGAUGUGGCCUUCUGUCUCCUGGAAGCCGCAAAACAGCUCAGAUCUGAAAGUUUGAACGGAUUAGAGAUCUAUCUGCAUAUUUUUCAACUCCUGACGACUAUAUCUGAGGGCAUCCGGAUUUUGAGAGCUGCAGAUGGGCCUGGAAAAUCAAUAUGGGACUUUGUUUGCGAAGUUGUCUGUGAGGAUCUUUGUCAGACAGAUGAUCUUCCAGUCGUCGUACAGGAGCAAAGAGGCAUUUUGGUCCAGGCCUUCGCGGUGCUUCAGGCUCUCUAUAAAUGCCAGGAUCAGUGGAGCAGUAAAGGGGACACGAGCUUGAGUCUUAUCGGGGCAGUUUUACGAGUACUGCACUUCCAUAGCGAGUACAAAGAUUCGUGUAAGGAGGAAGAGUAUUCAGAAAAUGAACAACUUCAGACACUGGCUGAAGUUUCAACCGCUUUUUUGUCUGACCUCUCUCCUGAGAUUUCAAAAAAAACCAUGGCAGAUUUGAUAAGAGGAGGCUACCUGACGGAAAAGACGUGUCUGGCAGCUGCAGGAUGUUUGCACACGUUGUUUGCCACCGCUUUCGAGCACCUGUCCCUGCUGCUCUCGGAGGUUGAUCCUGGACUAGCAGGCAAGCUCAAAAAACAGUUUCCUGUUUGA